GCGGGUUAUAGAUAAUAUUCGCACUGCUGGUCGUUUGAAGUAUAACAAAACAAGGAGCUAUUUGGUCAGACCGUCGAUUAAAAAUUGCAUCUGAUAGGUCGGAUCGGAACGGGUUCCGGGAGCGCCAUAUCGCGACUAUGUCCGCCAAGUGGGCAACCAGCAGCAACAUCCAGGAGCGUCGAGGCAUUUGGUGAUGUGAUGAACACUGCAAACUGAGAACUCGAGAAAAAACUCCAGCCCAGCUCGACUCCGAAUCGAAAUCACAAUAGAGGCCACAACAUAACGCACUUACACACACACACAACGCACAGGCCCACAAAUAUACACUGCAACAUAUGCACGAAGACAAUUGCUAAUUGGAGUUCAGUGAUUGCAACUGUGAGAAGUGGGAUAGGCGGAUAAAAGCAGAACAACGGUCCACGGAUAGCAGCAGCGGAUAGCGGAUAACGGUCAACGGAUGACCAUGGCUCUGCCAAAGAAAAUUAAAUGUUUUAAAUAUUUGGUUUACAGUUAUGUGUUUCUCCUGGCGCUGACCGGAGCUGCACAGAUAUUCCUGGGCACAUCGCUGCUCUGGGGCCAUUCGGUCUACUAUGGCAUCGUGCAAAACAAGCUGUGGGCCCCGGCAGCGAUCCUCCUUUGCCUGGGACCCGUCACCUUCAUCCUGUGCUGGAUGGGCUGCCAGGCCACAAACCAGCGCAAGCGCUGCCUCUUGGGAAUGUUCGCAGCCCUGCUGGUGGCCUGCAUAUGUGUUCAAUUCAUUAUCUGUGGCUGGUCCUUAGCCAUGCGGGAGAAUCUGCCCACAUCCGUGGAGAUCUUCAUCGACGACUCCUUUGUCGAGUUCUUGGACAAGUUUUCGCGCACCAAGGUCGACAAUUUACACUUGUGGAAUCGGAUGCAAUCGCAGUUACAAUGUUGCGGUGUGGACGGACCUCUUGAUUACCGCCGACUUUCGCUGCCGUGGUCCUGCUGCUCCCGUCCGGAGCACGCCUACGAGUCGGCCUGUGAUACGCACUACAAGCGCGGUUGCCUGGCCGUUGUUUCGGAGCAGAUAAAGAGCCGCUUACUGAUCACCGCGUUCGGAGCUGCCAUUAUAGCCAUAAUUCAGAGCCUGGGAAUCUUCUGUACUGUCCACCUGACCAUUCUGUUCGGCAAGAACGACAACACCCAUCCUAUUAAUAUGAACCGAAAAAAGAAGCAGCAGCAGUUCUUGCCACUAACCAUACAGGAUAAGAGGCACGACAUGCCUUCGCCCAUUAAUCUAUCCCCAUCAGCACCAGGGCAGCGGGUUUUAAAAACUGCUCUGCCCCCGGCCAUGCACAAAUGACAGACGAUUAGCUUUUAAGAAAUUGAAAAAAAAUUUAUGGAAAACUCCAAAGAAAAGAUGAAAAAAAUUAUAAAAAAAAUGUUGUAAACUGAGAGAUGGAAUGAAUAUAACUGUGACCCUCAAUGUUACGUUAUGGUAAUUUUAAACAAUUUAACGUUCGAGAAAAGAAACAACAUUUGAAUUUGGAUUAA
Messenger RNA from Drosophila serrata, 1515 nucleotides. It is a transcript of the gene TM4SF, whose product is annotated as Transmembrane 4 superfamily. The record is from RefSeq and is a predicted model, not a curated record. Gene Ontology annotation, cellular component: plasma membrane. NCBI's taxonomy places the organism in Eukaryota, Metazoa, Arthropoda, Insecta, Diptera, Drosophilidae.